AGACACGAAAAGGAUCCAUCCAAAAUUUUCCCAAUUCUCGAUCUGAAAGCCCUCGAUCAUCGAUCCUCGUCUCCAAUGGCGGGCCUCUCGCUCCGCUGCGGCGACUGCGGGGCACUGCUGAAGAGCGUCGAGGAGGCGCAGGAGCACGCCGAGCUUACCUCCCACACUGACUUCUCUGAAUCCACCGAAGCCGUUCUCAAUCUUAUCUGUUCCACCUGCGCGAAGCCUUGCCGAUCGAAGACGGAGAUGGAUUUGCACACUAAGAGGACUGGGCAUGCUGAGUUCACUGAUAAGACUUCAGAGACGGCAAAGCCGAUUGAUUUGGAGAAUGCGACGAAAUCUCAUGGUGGGACUGAGGAGAGUGCUUUAGAGGGUGAGAGUAGCCAGUCUGAGGAGAUGGUUGUUCCGGAGGUUGAUCAAAAGAUUCUUGAGGAGCUUGAAUCGAUGGGAUUUCCAAAGGCCAGAGCAACAAGAGCACUGCAUUAUUCUGGUAAUAGCGGUAUUGAGGCUGCCAUUAAUUGGGUCGCAGAACAUGAAGAUGACCCAGAUAUUGAUCAAAUGCCCUUGGUGUCUAUCAAAGCCCAAAGUGAAGCUGACAAACAAUCUUUGACUCCAGAAGAACUCAAGAUGAAAGCACAAGAACUACGGGAACGUGCUCGCAAAAAGAAAGAGGAGGAAGAAAGAAGAAUGGAAAGGGAAAGAGAAAAGGAGAGAAUACGUAUUGGCAAAGAGCUCCUUGAGGCAAAACGCAUUGAGGAAGAGAAUGAAAGAAAACGAUUAUUGAUGCUGCGGAAAGCUGAAAAAGAGGAAGAGAAAAGAGCACGGGAGAAAAUACGCCAGCGACUUGAGGAAGAUAAGGCAGAAAGAAGGCGAAAGCUUGGAUUGCCACCUGAAAACCCAGAAACCCAGAAACCCGCCACACCUCCAGUUGAGGAGAAGAAGAGCUUUUUACCUGUUAAGCCUGUUACAAAAGCGGAGCACAUGAGGGAAUGUUUACGAUCUCUCAAGCAGCAUCACAAGGAUGAGGAUGCCAAAGUAAAGCGAGCUUUUCAAACACUCUUAACGUACGUGGGGAACGUAGCAAGGAAUCCCGAUGAGGAGAAAUUCAGGAAGAUCAGACUUAAUAACCCAUCCUUUCAGGAUAGAGUUGGACGCUUGCAAGGAGGCGUUGAGUUUCUUGAAAUUUGUGGGUUUGCGAAGCUUGAAGAAGGCGAUGAGUUUUUGUUCUUGGCAAGGGACAAGGUGGACAUGGCAGUUUUGAACACAGCUGGAUCAGAAUUGAAUUCUGCCAUAAACAAUCCCUUCUUUGGAGUUCUUUGAAUGGAAUUUGCUUUUUCUUUACCCUGUGUUUUCCUUGACUAGUAUGAAUUUAUUGUUAGAUGGAUCACAGGGAAAGAACAGAUACAAAACAAAUACAUAAAUUUCUGGUUCUGUGGUUUAUAUUUUUAAAGAAAUGAUUUCUUGCUUCUGUUCAAGGACA
This is a messenger RNA of Dioscorea cayenensis subsp. rotundata (Guinea yam), 1480 nucleotides long. Its product is annotated as vicilin-like seed storage protein At2g18540. The transcript is spliced from 12 exons. Bases 76 to 1320 code for a protein of 414 amino acids. The record is from RefSeq and is a predicted model, not a curated record. Gene Ontology annotation, molecular function: protein binding. Lineage: Eukaryota; Viridiplantae; Streptophyta; Magnoliopsida; Dioscoreales; Dioscoreaceae.